AUGCUGGUGUACAGCUUCCAGACCUACGAUUUCUACAGUGUGGGUCUGCCCUGGACAACCCAGAACUACGUUGACCUGGUUACUGCCGGGAGUUACGCUAAGUUAUUUGUCAAGACGCUCAUCAUCGCGGUCCUCGUUACACUUGGGGCUCUCGUACUAGGCUCUCCAUUCGCCUAUUAUAUUAGCCGAGUUGCCGGCAGGCGUCUCGCCGUGUUCCUCCUCCUCGUGACGGUGCUUCCACUUUGGAUGAACGUUGUUAUCCGUAACUACUCGUGGAUAGCUCUGAUCACGAAUAACGGUGUUCUGAAUACCGUCCUUCAAGCGAUUGGGCUUCCGAAGCUCGACAUCAUCUAUACGCUGAACAUAGUGAUAGUCGUUGGGAUCACGCUCGCAUUGCCUUUCGCUGUCCUCGUUCUCUACGCGACGAUGGGCAAUAUCAGCAAUGAAGUUGAAGAGGCGUCUCUUGAUCUUGGCUCAAACCGUCUCCGUACAUUUUUGAAGGUGAUAUUCCCUCUGUCGGCCUCUGGUUAUCAAACGGCUACGCUGCUCAUCUUCAUGCCGACUCUGGCUUUCUACGUGACACCCAUUAUGUUGGGUGGCACGGAGGGCGCGAUGGUGGCGACGGCGUUGAUGCCCGUUGUUAGAGAUGUGCUCGACUUUGCCCAAGGCGGCGCCUAUAUCGUACCGAUAGUCGCCAUACUAAUGUUGAUGGUCUUUCUCCUCAGACGGGGAAUCAAUAUAGACAAUCUGUAUCGCUCCGGUGUUGGAUCCAACGUUGCGCGUCACACUCAGCGCAGGAGCAUCUGGCUUCUGGCCUACGUGAUCGUCAUACUGGCGAUUAGCUAUCUGCCGCUAUUCAGCAUGGUUCUAUUCUCCUUCGGCAAGAACUCUUCAGCGGUGUUCCCGAUGCAGGGGGGUACACUCCAUUGGUACCGGGACCUGUUUAGCAGCGGCUCCAUGCUGCUCGCACUCAAGUUCAGCAUCAUCGUGGCGAUUGAGACUGCGAUAGUGUCUCUGAUGCUGUGCGCGCCCGCCGCGUAUGCGGUGGUCCGGCACCGCUUCCCGGGUCGGGGCGCCUACUUGUUCAUUAGUCUCUUGCCGAUGCUCAUACCUGAGAUCAUUCUGGGGCUGGCGAUUCUGGUGCUGCUGAUAACGACCGGAGUGCCGCUGUCAUUGCAGACCGUUGUCCUCGGCCAUGUGACCUUGGCUCUGCCAUUUGUCUUCCUGACAAUUUUGGCUCAACAGUAUGGGUUUGAUAGGAGCAUCGAAGAGGCUUCCAAAGAUUUGGGGGCUACACCUCUCAUGACAUUCAUUAAGGUGGUGCUGCCACUAAUGGUGCCUGCGUUGAUCGCCGGAGCAUUCCUUGCAAUCACCAUAUCGUUCAACGACUUCGUCGUCGCGUUUAUCCUGACCUCCGGUGAGUCGACACUGCCCCUGUACAUCUUUGGUCUGCAGAAGGCGGGUACUUCUCCCUCUUCCAAUGCGCUUGGUACGCUCAUCAUCGUUGGUGUUGUGCUGGUCCUGUUGAUUGUCCUCAUUCGUCCGUGGGACAUGGUGAUCAGACGAGUCAAUAAGGCCCGUGCUACUUUUGGUAGCUAA
This is a messenger RNA of Geodia barretti, 1599 nucleotides long. The record is from the annotation of a GenBank genome assembly. Lineage: Eukaryota; Metazoa; Porifera; Demospongiae; Tetractinellida; Geodiidae.